Molecule: messenger RNA, 458 nt
Organism: Anoplophora glabripennis (Asian longhorned beetle)
Lineage: Eukaryota; Metazoa; Arthropoda; Insecta; Coleoptera; Cerambycidae
Product: U6 snRNA-associated Sm-like protein LSm2
Exons: 4
Coding region: 64-351 (95 amino acids)
Biological process (GO): mRNA splicing, via spliceosome
Cellular component (GO): Lsm1-7-Pat1 complex; P-body; U4/U6 x U5 tri-snRNP complex
Molecular function (GO): RNA binding
Source: RefSeq, a predicted model, not a curated record
GGUUGUCACAACUUAACCUAUAAUUUACAACUAUCCUAUGUUGAAUUUGAAAAAACGUUUAAAAUGCUGUUUUACUCGUUUUUCAAGUCCUUGGUUGGUAAGGAUGUAGUCGUUGAACUCAAAAACGAUUUAAGUAUUUGUGGGACGUUGCAUUCUGUCGACCAAUAUUUAAACAUUAAAUUAACUGAUAUAAGCGUAACGGACACUGAAAAAUAUCCGCAUAUGCUUUCAGUGAAAAACUGUUUCAUUAGAGGCUCUGUAGUACGAUAUGUACAAUUACCUGCUGACGAAGUUGACACACAAUUGUUACAAGAUUCAGCUAGGAAAGAAGCUUCGGUACCUACGAGAUAAGUUCUAAUAUUUUAGAUGUAUAUUUAAUUUAAGAAGUAAUAAUAACUAUUAUUGUAGACUGUUUUCUUAAAAAGAGCUGGUAAUAAACCUUUUCAUAUUUAAGUUUA